GCCAGACCGCUGGAUCCGCAACACGACGGGGGGCGUGGCUCUAGAGCCUCUUGGAGCAAGAUGGCGGCGGGUGAAAGGGGACUGCUUUGACUGAAGGAAAGGCUGGAGUUUAGGACCUCCCUUAUGUCAUGGUACAGAAAGCCUAAUUUAAAGAAACAAAUAUCUAAUGUAGCCCUGAAGUUGCUAUAAUGGCUAGUGAUAUUUCCUGCCCCUAUGUGCGCCAAGUCUCUCUCUUUAAUGGUCUAGCUCCCAGAAAUAAGAGACCUCUUGAUUAUACAGAAGACAGCGACCCACUGGGCAGCAAGCGGUGGCGCCCAUCCUCACCUCAUGAUUCCUUCCCAAGCAAUGGGCUGGCCCCUUCCCUGGUCCAUGACUUGGAUGAUUCCCUUCUAGAUGCUUCCGAUGGAGAAAGCCUAAACUCUCCUACAGACCUCUCUCCUGAGGCUGAGGAUGAGCUCCUUGCCAGUGAGGAUGGAGAGAUGAGUCCAUACACAGAGCCUUUCCAUCCAGCUUCCAAGAAAGCCUCUGUGUGUCUAGAGACUUGGAAUCACCAAAGCCAGGGCUCCCAAAAUCAAGCCAGACUUGAUUUAGGCUCCAAGGGGCCUUUACUUCCAGAAAGUGCUUCUGUAAAUUUGGAGAAUGGGAAUGAUGUUCCCAGUGCCAUAGAAAAGGUAUCUGCAGAGUCAAGGAGAGAGACCAGUGCAGGAGGUGAAAGGCCCUCAGUCGGACAGGCUUUCAUAGAUCAAAAGGAGCCACGAGGGGAGAAUGCCAACAACACUGCAGUUACAUUAACUGUUGGCUCACAGUUCCAGAUUGCACCAUCCUGUUCCAGCUCUGUCAGGGAACAAAGAGAAAACCAUGGACAAGAUCCUCCGACCAGAGAAUCAAACAGGCCUAGACGAAUCUGCAUCCAGGAGACGGACCUCGAAUCCAGCAAGGAGAAAUACAUCAACGCUGUGCUCAACCACGCUUGCCGCGGAGAACCCAUCAUAGGUGCAGUCAAUGAGAUGCUGGCGUUGAUGCAGAAGGUCGCUUCCGAAUACAAGGGGUACAGCUCUCAGCACACAACCGACCUGACUGUGAGGAACUAUGCGCAGCGCAGUAAAGACCCAUCCCAGACCUUCAGCCUUUCCCAGUGGGUUGAACGGAACGGCCGCAACAUUCCUCGGUUCGCAUCUCUCCCAGAAGACUUCCAGCGCAGCCCAAUCCCAAGCUAGACGACACCUCAGAGAAGAAGGUGUAUUUUUUUUAUCCUCCGCUUUACCUUAUUUUAUUUUUUUAACAUGAAAGCCAAUUCAGGCCUAAAUCCAGUGUCUCGUCCUAUCAGAAUAAACCCAUUGACUGACUCAGUGUAAUUUAUGUAAGUCUUAGUUUACCACUUAAUGGUGGAUUCAGUGGAUCUUCAAGUUCAGUGUUUAUGCUUUUGUUAGAAAGAGAUGCCUUGCCCUUGGUUUGUCUUGGGAGGUGGUUGAGCUUUGACUAUUCUGAAAUACGUUUCACUGUGAUAAACUUUAUAAACGUUUUUGUCUUUUCGA
Anolis sagrei ordinatus is the source of this 1535-nucleotide messenger RNA. RefSeq names its product S100P binding protein (gene S100PBP). Gene Ontology annotation, molecular function: calcium-dependent protein binding. Lineage: Eukaryota; Metazoa; Chordata; Lepidosauria; Squamata; Anolidae. The record is from RefSeq and is a predicted model, not a curated record.